Gymnodraco acuticeps is the source of this 2320-nucleotide messenger RNA. It is a transcript of the gene sdad1, whose product is annotated as SDA1 domain containing 1. Gene Ontology annotation, biological process: ribosomal large subunit export from nucleus; ribosomal large subunit biogenesis. The coding region runs from base 129 to 2189 and encodes 686 amino acids. The transcript has 22 exons. NCBI's taxonomy places the organism in Eukaryota, Metazoa, Chordata, Actinopteri, Perciformes, Bathydraconidae. The record is from RefSeq and is a predicted model, not a curated record. Gene Ontology annotation, cellular component: nucleolus.
CCGGAAAUGACGUUUGGACGUACCAGCGCAAGUUAAAUGGCAGCCUACACAUCUGCCACGCUUGCCUUGUAAAAGUUGCCGUUUUUCAUAUUUUUCUUGUUAAGAAACACGCGAAUUCAUCUGCAACCAUGUCGGGGAGAACAGGCAACAAGCUGCCAAACAAUCUGCCGCAACUGCAGAAUCUUAUUAAAAGAGAUCCGCAGUCUUACGUGGAGGAGUUUCAGCAGCAGUACCGACACUACCAGUCCAAUAUGCAGAUCUUCAGACUGCAGCCUGACAAGCCGAACAAGGAGCUGGCGGAUCUCUCCAUGUUUCUGGCCCAGGUUUCUCACUGCUACCUGCAGCAACUGUCAACCUUUCCACAAGAGCUGCGUGAGUUAUUAAUGAGUCACCACACAGUCCUGCAUCCAGACCUCAGAAUGACAUUCUGCAAGUCGCUGAUUCUUCUGAGGAAUAAAGAUCUGAUCGACCCCUGCGGCCUCCUGGAGCUCUUCUUUGAGCUGCUGCGAUGUCACGACAAACUGCUCAGAAAGACACUGUACUUACACAUUGUCGCAGAUAUCAAAAACAUCAAUGCCAAGCACAAAAAUAACAAAGUUAACACAACAUUACAGAACUUCAUGUACACCAUGCUGAGAGACAGUAAUCCCCUCGCAGCCAAGAUCUCUUUAGAUGUAAUGGUGGAGCUUUACAAAAGGAACAUAUGGAACGAUGCCAAAACAGUCAAUGUCAUUGUAACAGCGUGCUUCUCCAAGGUUACAAAGAUUGUUGUUGCUGGUCUGAAGUUCUUCCUGGGCAAAGAUGAAGAUGAGAAAAAUGACAGCGAUUCAGAAUCCGAGGCGGAGGGGCCAACAGUCCGAGAUCUGAAGGUGAGAUACGCCACUGGCAAGAAAACCACCAAAAGCAAGAAGAAGAUGGACAAGGCAAUGAAAGUCCUCAAGAAACACAAGAAAAAGAAAAGGGUAGAAGUGUUCAACUUCUCUGCUAUUCACCUGAUUCACGAUCCUCAAGAUUUCUCAGAGAAACUCUUGAAGCAGUUGGAAGACUCUAAAGAGCGCUUUGAGGUGAAGAUGAUGAUGAUGGAGUUCAUAUCCAGACUGGUGGGAAUCCACGAGCUCUUCCUCUUCAAUUUUUAUCCCUUUAUCCAGAGGUUUCUGCAGCCACAUCAGAGAGAGGUGACAAAGAUCCUCCUGUGUGCAGCUCAGGCUUCACAUCAGCUCGUCCCACCAGAGGUCAUUGAACCUGUUAUCAUGACCAUCGCCAACAACUUUGUGACAGACAGAAACUCCGGGGAGGUCAUGACUGUGGGUAUCAAUGCCAUCAGGGAAGUGGCCGCCCGUUGUCCUCUGGCCCUCAAUGAAGACUUGCUGCAGGACCUGGUUCAGUACAAGAUGCACAAAGACAAGAAUGUGAUGAUGUCUGCCAAGGGACUGAUCCAGCUGUUCAGGAGUCUCAAUCCACACAUGCUGCACAAGAGAGACAGGGGGAGACCCACAGAGGCGUCAGCAGAGGCCAAGAUCAAAAACUACGGAGAGCUCGAGGCUAAAGAUUAUAUCCCUGGAGCUGAAGUCCUGGAGGUGGAGGAGAUUGAAAAAGAUGGAGAGAAAGAACAAGAUGGCUGGGAGAGCGCCAGUAUCAGUGAUGGUGAUGACGAUGGGGAGUGGGUGGACGUUCACCACUCGGGUGAUGAAGACACAGCAGAAGUGGCGGAGAUUCUUCAGAAUAUGCCAGUUGAGGAAAGAAAGGUCAAAGCGGCGGCGGUCAGCGGCAGCCGGCUCCUCACUCAGGAAGACUUCAAGAAGAUCCGACUCGUCCAGCUGGCUAAGGAGAUCGACAACGCGCCAGGAAAGGGCCAGAAGAGGACAAAUGUGGACCUCGACGAAGAGGAGGACAACAGAGGAGAGGUGCUAACCUUGAGGCAUAUUGAGAAACUGCAUAAGAAACCAAAAGACGACAAGGACACGCGCCUGGCAACAGCAAAGGCGGGAAGGUCCGAACGGAAGGACUUUCAUAAGAAGCACCAGAAGCUCAACCCUUUCGCCAGCACCAGCAACAAGGAGAAGAGGAAGACGAAGAACUUCAUGAUGAUGAGACACAGCGAGGGCGUCAGAACUAAAGGCAAACGUUCCUUCAGAGACAAACAGAUUGCUCUACGGGAUUCACUGCUAAAAAAGAAGAAGUUGCACUAGAAGGACAUGUUAUGAUGAAUUUGCCUCGUCUGUCAAACAUGGUCAGUUUAUCAAUGUAUUAUUUUCAGCAUAUAACCUGUAUCCAUUUACAAUAUUCUGAAAUAAACAAUAUUUGGUCAUUAUUGUGUGAA